CGUCCACCGGGAACACACUUCAGCUCUCCGUCCGCCGCAAGUUUGGGCGUUUUCCCUCCCGCUGCUCUGCUCUCAUCACACCCACCGGACAUUUCACCGGAAAAACUACAGACUACCGGUUUUCACGCGACCUUUUUGUCGCCGUUAUUUUUCUUCUUCUUCUUCUUGGAGACACGGGGGUUGAACAGAACCGGAGAAGACGACUUUCCAACGGACCGGUAAACUCCGCCGACAGCGUCCAUGCUGGUCCCCACACAGGCUGUGCAGUGGUGGCUGAUCUGGGGUCAGCCUGGUGGACUUUAGGCUGCAGGACUGUGCGCUGCGAGUGGUCAUGAAGCUGCCCUGCUCCCUGUACGGCUCCCUGUGGUUCCUCUUGCUGCUGGGAGCCGGAUCUCUGCUGCUGCUCGUCCGCCUGCAGGACCUCACCGAGGUGGUGCUGCAGCAGACCCCAGGUGUCAACAUGCUGGUGGCUCCCAGGUGGCCUGUUGAGAAGGAUGUGGUGACGGACAGCGCAGCAGCUGCAGAUCAGCCUGCAGAGAAGUUUGAAGUCUCCUCUGAGUCUCUGUCGGAGCUUCAGGACUCAGUCGGCUCCAAACAGCCGGUCACCAAACGUCACAGGAAGUUGCUCCUGAAGAAUCCCAACUCUUCCAGCGCUCCUGCAGGUGGAGAGGAGAAGCUACAGCUGCUGCAGCAUCAGAGGCUGGCAGAGACGCAGGCGUCCCGGCGCCGCCUGCUGGCUGACGUCUGUGCCAAAUACCAGCCGGGCGUCACUGAGCGGCGUGUGUCUCAGCGGCAGGUGUCCCGGGUGUACGUGGAGGACCGGUCCAGGCUGCUGUACUGCGAGGUGCCCAAAGCCGGCUGCUCCAACUGGAAGCGGGUGCUGAUGGUGUUGGGCGGCAGCGCCACCUCCACACGAGACAUUCCUCAUGACGCGGCGCAUUACGGCAACCACCUGCGGCGGCUGGAGAGCUACGACCGCGCUGGCAUCGCAGAGAGACUUCGCUCCUACACCAAAGUGUUGUUCGUCAGGGAGCCCUUUGAGCGUCUGGUGUCGGCCUUCCGCGACAAGUUUGAGAGUCCAAACUCGUACUACCACCCAGUCUUUGGACGCCCAAUCAUCUCCAGAUACCGCGCCAAUGCCACGCGCACUGCCCUGCGCACAGGCGCCGGUGUCACCUUCAGGGAGUUCGUGCAGUACCUGCUGGAUGUGCGGCGGCCGGUGGGGAUGGACAUCCACUGGGAGCCCAUCAGUCAGCUGUGUAACCCCUGCCUCCUCAGGUACAACUUCAUCGGCAAGUUUGAGAACCUGGAGGAAGAAGCCAACUUCCUGCUGCAGAACGUCGGAGCACCGAGGAACCUCACGUUCCCCGACUUCAAAGACAGGAACCCCCGAGCUGAGAGGACUUCCUCCAGAAUCACCCAGAGGUAUUUCUCACAGCUCAACGCCACCGAGCGACAGAAGGCCUUCGACUUCUACUACAUGGACUACCUGAUGUUCAACUACCCCAAACCGUUCAAAGACCUGCACUGAGGACGGGACUAGACCUGGGGGGGGGGGUCACUGAGGGCAGGACCUGGGGGAGGGGUGGGGCCUGAGUCCAUGACCUGGGGGAGGGCGGGGUAAUACUGGUGAAGCUAAGUGACUUAAUCAAGUUAUUGUUUGUAUUCUUUCCGUUCCAGGUGCUCCGUGUCUCAGUCACUCAGUUUAACUCUUUGACAGUCUCUGAGUUGUGGUGAUGACUUUUUUUUUACCCACAAUGCAGCAGGUGUGAUAGGAACAACAACACUCUGACAUGUCUUAUAUGCUGCACAUCACUGAGACUUUAAAUAUGCACUAUGGUUAACGUGUGUCUGAUCUGUUUGUGAAACUGUUUUUAUUUUUCUGUCGCAGAAUCAGAGGAGUUCAGGUACAGACUCAUCACCUGAACACCAGCUCUGAUCCACAGUUUGACGUCACGUCUCUAAAACAAACAUCACAAUCUCUUUAUUUGUCAUUCUUUAUAUAAACACAAACCAGUCGUGACCGACUGUCAGCUGGAGAACAUUUCUCAGUUCUUUCACAAAUAUAGUUCAUACCCUCAAAUUAUUUCAAAAAUAUUCAGCUUACUUUGAUUCAAAAAAAUUCAAGAUGCUGAAACAUCAAAUGUUUUGUAUUUUUGUUGAGAACUUUCCGAAGUGAUCAAUCAGUUAUCAGAAUAACUGUCAGUUAAUAUGUAGGUAUGAAAUAUAAUGAACAUAAUAAUAUGUUAAAUCAGUGGCUCCCAACUGGUCAUUAGUUCAAAGUCCACACAGUUAAAUAUACUCGGUGUCAUACUUGGUUUGGCGGUGUUGUCGAGUUAGCUACUUGUCAGAGACAGCAAACUGUCUGUUAGUUUCUCACUCUACAGCAGCAAACGGCAUUUCAAAAUAAAAGUCCUGUGCUAGAAAUUCAACAUGACACAUCUGUAAGUCGCUUGCGGUCCAUUCAGAAUUGACACACGACCCACUUUUGGACCACGACCCACCAGGUGGGAACCACUGUGUUAAAGUAUCUGCUGUUAAUAUACUGUGUGUGCCGUAUGUAAUAAUAUACACACACUAUACCUAUUAACACAAUGAAAUAUAGGUAUAUAAUAGAAAUAAAAGAGACCACUCUGAUAUAACAUAUAAUAUUAUAUAACACUAUAUUAGUAAUAUAGUAUUUUCAUAUACUUAUAUCAGUAAUAUAAUGUAAAAUAAAAUAGUGUUACUACUCCUUAUACUACUACUAUCAUAGUAAUAAUGACAAUGGUGAUAAAUAAUCAGGGAUACAAUAAUCAUAAUGAGCAAAGGCUGAGCUUUUAUUUUGACAUUUUAGUUUGUACAGAUGACAGGUAGUCACAUACUAACACACUGCCUACUACAUACUUAUUCAGCACGUGCUGCAUACUGCCCACCAAAUUAACCGUUAAAGAUCCGUGUGUAAGAUUUAGGAGGAUUUAGUGGCGUAUACAGGUGAGGAUUUCAGAUUUUAACCAGCAAUCAGUGAUCAUUGUUGAGGAGGUUUUUACCAUGAGCCGAAUAAUCCUCUGAGGUCUCUUCCUCUCUAAAACAAACUGACCAGGUGAUUAAAAUCAGUAAAUACACUGAAUAAAGCUUCCUACUUAGAGCCAGUGUUUGGUUUGUCCAUUCUGGGCUACUGUAGAAACAUGAUGUUGCAACAUGGUGAUCUCUGUAGAAGAGGACCCGCUCCCUAUGUAGAUAUUAAUGGCUCAUUCUAAGCUAACAAAAACUCAAAGAUUCAUAUUUUCAGUUGAUUACAUGUUACACACUGGACCUUUACGUACGCAGACUGUUCAGUAUACUCUAAUAACAUGACUGCAUCACAUGACUGGCGGCCAGUCUGACCUGGCCAGCAGCUCACACACCUCGGACAAUUUUGUGUAAUUUUGAGUAAACUAAAUGACCCCUGAGUUAGAGACAUGUUUUAUGGAUACUUCUUAUUAUAUUCAGUAAUAAUAGAGAACAGCUGAUAAACUGGAAAAUUAGCCCAAAUGUUGAACCCAAUAACUGCAGGACGUUUUAGGAUUUUUUUAAUGUGUUUUUAUGAUUAUAUUGGGGUUUUUUUGUUUGUUUUGUUGUUUGUUUUAUUCUGUUUUUUGACAGACUGAGUGUUCUAUGAACUCUUUGUUUUAACUGUGUAUUUUUCUAAUGCAGGACGAGGCUGUUUAACAGAGACAGAAGGCUUUCUGUAUAUGUUGUGUGUCCAGGUCUUCACCCUGUCCUCAUCCUGGGAGAUCUUAAACUUAAAAAAUAACAAUUUAAUUUACUGUAGAACUUAAAUUAGUAGCCUGGGCUAUUAUUGUCUUGGAUCACUGAACUCAACAGGCCUAUAUUUGGGACAGGCCUCUCACACAAAACUGUUGUUCAGCAAAGAUCAGGAAAUACAAUCAAAUUCUUCAUUUAAACCAGUAUGACUAUUACUCAGUUCUCAAUCAUUCAUUUGAUCUAGCUUUGACAGACCAUAAGAGAGAGUGAGAGCUACAGCACUCGAGGAUUACAGCACCCAGCAUACUGACACAACACCACUUUAUCCUGUUAAAAUAAUCCUCACAACUUGGAUUCAUUUUUAGCUACACCAGGCUAGUAAAAGGGACUGAGCGGUUAAUUGGAGUUUUACAGUAGUUUUCUUUACAGAAAUAUAUAUAUACAUAUAUAUAUAUAUAUACAUAAAUAACUGAAACUUUGGUGACCCCGUGUUGGGAACCAGUGAUUUAGGUGUUUUCACAUAUGGUCCUUUUAAAGCAAACUGACCUCAGUCCUCUUAGGGUGUUUUCACACUUGGACUCAGAGUGGUGACUCAGCAUUUUUGCACAUAUGUGAACACUACAAGAACUCAGACCCCUCUGAAGCAAACAGAACUCAGACCCCUUUGAAGCGAAAAGAACUCAGACCCCUUUGAAGCAAACAGAACUCAGACCCCUCUGAAGCAAACAGAAGUCAGACCCCUCAGAAGCGAACAGAACUCAGACCCCUUUGAAGCAAACAGAACUCAGACCCCUCUGAAGCGAAAAGAACUCAGACCCCUUUGAAGCGAACAGAACUCAGACCCCUUUGAAGCGAACAGAAGUCAGACCCCUUUGAAGCAAACAGAACUCAGACCCCUCUGAAGCAAACAGAAGUCAGACCCCUUUGAAGCGAACAGAACUCAGACCCCUUUGAAGCGAACAGAAGUCAGACCCCUUUGAAGCAAACAGAACUCAGACCCCUCUGAAGCAAACAGAACUCAGACCCCUCUGAAGCGAACAGAAGUCAGACCCCUUUGAAGCAAACAGAACUCAGACCCCUUUGAAGCGAACAGAAGUCAGACCCCUUUGAAGCAAACAGAACUCAGACCCCUUUGAAGCGAACAGAACUCAGACCCCUCUGAAGCAAACAGAACUCAGACCCCUCUGAAGCGAACAGAAGUCAGACCCCUUUGAAGCAAACAGAACUCAGACCCCUUUGAAGCGAACAGAACUCAGACCCCUUUGAAGCGAACAGAAGUCAGACCCCUCUGCAGCAAACAGAACUCAGACCCCUUUGAAGCGAACAGAAGUCAGACCCCUUUGAAGCGAACAGAACUCAGACCCCUUUGAAGCGAACAGAAGUCAGACCCCUUUGAAGCAAACAGAACUCAGACCCCUUUGAAGCGAACAGAACUCAGACCCCUCUGCAGCAAACAGAACUCAGACCCCUCUGCAGCAAACAGAACUCAGACCCCUUUGAAGCGAACAGAAGUCAGACCCCUUUGAAGCGAACAGAACUCAGACCCCUCUGAAGCGAACAGAACUCAGACCCCUCUGAAGCAAACAGAACUCAGACCCCUUUGAAGCGAACAGAACUCAGACCCCUCUGAAGCAAACAGAACUCAGACCCCUUUGAAGCGAACAGAAGUCAGACCCCUUUGAAGCGAACAGAACUCAGACCCCUUUGAAGCGAACAGAACUCAGACCCCUCUGCAGCAAACAGAACUCAGACCCCUUUGAAGCAAACAGAACUCAGACCCCUUUGAAGCGAACAGAAGUCAGACCCCUUUGAAGCGAACAGAAGUCAGAACCCUCUGAAGCGAACAGAACUCAGACCCCUUUGAAGCGAACAGAAGUCAGACCCCUUUGAAGCGAACAGAACUCAGACCCCUCUGAAGCAAACAGAAGUCAGACCCCUCUGAAGCGAACAGAACUCAAAUCCAUCUGAAGCAAACAGAACUCAGACCAGUUCACUUAACCUGUGCCUUGUGAACACAAAGCGCUCCAGGUUCACUUUGCUCUCUGCCGUUGUAUUGAGCCCUCUAGAUCACAUCCUGUUGACCUGGGACUCUUGAAAAACAGAUGAAACCACAUCGGCCGUAAUGCUUGCAAGGAUGCAGGACGAGGAGUGGUUUGGUCCACAGAAGAUACUGCACGUCUCCAGAUGUGGACUGUAGAAUACAUCAAACAGCAACAGUCCACAGCACAGAAACACUAAGGUUUCCCUCCAAUAUUAAGUUCAUCUGAAAGCGAGGGGCUUCAUAACCGCACUGCAGCGCCACGUCAAAGUAAAAACCAAACUACAUCAGUAUAUUAAAUAUAGGCUAUAGUGUGAACACAAAGAGGACUGAGUCCCUUUUCUGUUGGUCCACUUUAAGAGGACUGAGAUCUGUUUGUUCUAAAAGGACUAUGUGAAAACACCCAAAGAGACCAUGUGGAUAGGAGUGGGCAUGGAGGGAUUAAUCAUCACCAGAACAACAAUCAUGAUCAUUUUAAAUGUGUCCUCAUGUAGUGGACAUCUAUCGAUCCAGCUGUGGACAGUUUAGACAUCUUGUCUUCUGUUUUUUUGCUUUAAUGACUUCUGUGAAGUUUGUUUUAGAUUCUUUUCUCUGAUACUUUGUCCACAUGAACAUGUCUAACUGAGACACUAGAGACGUCUGUCCACAGAGACACACCUGACACGACAUAAAGACAGCUACGUCUCCUUUUCUUUGUCUCUUUACAGGAGAGAGACACAUGACGUCGUGUUUUAUUACAGUUCAGUUUUCUCUGAAACAAACUGGAGUUUAAUCCUCAGUGUGACACAAAGGGACAAAGAUGUGUUUAAAUGUGGACGCAGUCUGUUUCUAUACCUGAGACUGUCUUUAAACUUCCAGACUGAGUGGACGUGAUGGAAACAGGUGACACGUUGUGUCUCUGUGAGAGUGAAUCAGCUGACGUCAGAUGGACAUACGGAGACGACCUCGAAGCCUUAACACUGCCAUUUCACCUUCAUGUGAAUAUUAAUAAAUGUGUCUUUUUAUCCACA
This is a messenger RNA of Epinephelus fuscoguttatus (brown-marbled grouper), 6774 nucleotides long. RefSeq names its product carbohydrate sulfotransferase 8-like. The transcript is spliced from 4 exons. Lineage: Eukaryota; Metazoa; Chordata; Actinopteri; Perciformes; Serranidae. Gene Ontology annotation, cellular component: membrane. Bases 332 to 1531 code for a protein of 399 amino acids. The record is from RefSeq and is a predicted model, not a curated record. Gene Ontology annotation, biological process: proteoglycan biosynthetic process; carbohydrate biosynthetic process. Gene Ontology annotation, molecular function: sulfotransferase activity.